AUGAAGCUCAACGUCUCCUACCCGGCCAAUGGGUCGCAGAAGAUCAUCGAGGUCGAUGACGAGCGCAAGCUCCGUCCCUUCAUGGAGAAGCGCAUGGGAACCGAAAUUCCCGGCGACUCCCUCGGUGAUGAAUUCAAGGGUUACGUCUUCAAGAUCACCGGUGGUAACGACAAGCAAGGUUUCCCCAUGAAGCAGGGUGUUCUCCUUCCUACCCGUACCCGCCUGCUCCUCAGCGAUGGCCACAGCUGCUACCGCCCCCGCCGCACCGGUGAGCGCAAGCGCAAGUCCGUCCGUGGUGCCAUCACCAACUUCGACCUUGCCGUCCUGGCCCUCUCUAUCGUCAAGCAGGGUGAGGGUGAGCUUCCCGGUCUGACCGACUCCGUCGUCCCCAAGCGUCUCGGUCCUAAGCGUGCCACCAAGAUCCGCCGCUUCUUCGGUCUCGACAAGAAGGACGACGUCCGCAAGUUCGUCAUCCGCCGUACCGUCACCAAGGAGGGCAAGCCCGAAUACACCAAGGCCCCCAAGAUCCAGCGUCUGGUCACUCCCCAGCGUCUCCAGCACAAGCGCCACCGCAUGGCCCUCAAGCGCCGUCGUGCGGAGUCUUCUCGCGAGGCUGCUAACGAGUACUCCAAGCUCCUUGCCGGUCGUGUUCACGAGGAGAAGUCCAAGCGUGAGGAGAUCCGCAAGCGCCGGGCGUCUUCGAUGAGGAAGUAAAUGCGUUGUUUUUCUCCAGGGGUUUAAUAUGGUCGGUCGGGUUACGUCUCUUGUCUCUUAUCAUGGCUUAAGGAAACCGAAUGAAUAAAUAAAAAAGUUUUCUUCAGCGACUUGAAAGGGGACAACAAAAGAAGACUGCGAAGGGGGCGGGUUCCUUUGACAAUCUAUCAAACUCAGGUUCUUUUUAUGAAGAAAGAGAAAGAUAUCUUCUAUUUUCAUUUUAUUGAUUGAGCUCUGGGGGAGGCGUGUAUCUGCAGGGACCAUGUGAAGUGCAGAUAAAAUAAAGAUAUCAAAAUUUGGAGUGCAAUGGGAUGUUUCAUUUUUUCUUAUUCUUUUUCUAUACUUCGGCUUGUCU
This is a messenger RNA of Aspergillus glaucus CBS 516.65, 1069 nucleotides long. Its product is annotated as 40S ribosomal protein eS6. Gene Ontology annotation, cellular component: ribosome. The coding region runs from base 1 to 714 and encodes 237 amino acids. Gene Ontology annotation, biological process: translation. The record is from RefSeq and is a predicted model, not a curated record. Lineage: Eukaryota; Fungi; Ascomycota; Eurotiomycetes; Eurotiales; Aspergillaceae. Gene Ontology annotation, molecular function: structural constituent of ribosome. The transcript has 6 exons.